AUGGCUCUAGAAGAGAGUUUUGAUGCAGGUGUUGAGAAAAAGAAAAUAAAGAAGAAGAAAGUUAAGAUCGACUCUUUGGCAGAGGCCAAUGGUUGUGUCAUAAACGGGGAGGACAACAAAGUGACUAAAAAGAAGAAGAAGAGGAAGCAGGAGCUGUUGGAUGAGAAUGGAAAUCAAGAAGAGGAGGAGGAGGGGUCAAUAAACGAAGAAAAGCUGGAAAAGAAACAAAAGCAGAAGAAAACUAAGAAUAAGUUUGUUCAGAGUAAAUCAGAGAAUACAAAGGGAGAAGAAGAGGAGGAACAGCAAACAACGAAGAAAGCAAAACACAUUUCAGUCGUCAGCUCGGAGAAGACAGAUGAGCACGUUAAAGAAAAGAAAAAAAAGAAAAGUUCUCCUAUUAUAGACCAAGAAAUUACAACUAAACCAAGAAAGAAAACCAGCGAAACCGGAAAAAGUGUCCAGUUAGAAAUAACGGAGGGGGAGGAGGAGGAACUAAAACCAAAGAAAAAGUCAAAGAAGAAGCAAACCGAAGUGGAAGAAGAUGGAGACGGGUCGACUGCAGCUAAGCUCAAAGGCAAGAAGAAAGCAGAGGGGGGAAACAAAGCCCUGGGCCUGAAGCAGGCUGAGGAAGAUGUUAAAACAAAGAAAAAGAAAAUAAAGGCUCAACCCAUCACAGCGGAUGGAUUAACUGAAACAAAUAUGAAGCUUACUGGGCAAAAUGUAAAGCCCCUGGAAACAAAAGAGACCAAGGUGGGGGGUGUAAAAUCGAAAAAGAAAGUAUCCCAAUGUGAAGAAGAUGAGAUCAAUUUGGAAGCAAUUGACAUGAAAAAGAAGAAGAGAAUGAAAACGGAGGAUGGCGAAAAUCUGACUGGCUCAGAUGAAGGGAAGACGGAGGGGAAGAAAAAGAGGAAAAGAGAAAAAAGUGGAGCAGCCUCUGUGGAGGAAGCUGAGCCGGAGGAGACGGAACCCAAGAAGAAGAAAAAGAAAAAGGCUAAAGGGGCGGAGGAGGUGUUGGUUAAAACUGAGGAGGGGGGCGUGGAGAACACAGAAAAUGAUGCGGUGUGGAGAAAGGAAAAGAACUCUCCGGAGGUGGAGGAGAGCAUCAGCGCCGAGCCAUGUGCAAAAAAGAAGAAGAAGAAGAAAACGGAGGUGGAGCCGGGAGACCAGUCGGAGGGAAGACGGUCUUUACAAAUGGAGGUGGACUCUCAGCCUGAGAAAUCGGCCGAAGCCACGGGUUUGGGCCAGUGGAGCACGGCUGAGUUCGACAGCUCCGACCAGAAGCAGAAGUUCCUGCGUUUGAUGGGCGGCUUCAAAAAGGCUCCGCCCCCUUCGGCGGCGGCCCCCGGGGGGCGCCACAUGGCCAUGGGGCGCGGCGCCCAGCAGCAGCUGGAGCAAGGCCUUCUGGGAGAGUUCCAGCGGGCCCACUCCCGCAGGAUGGACUUCAGCAGCAGGGGGGCGGGGCUCGGGUUUUCCCCCCCGUCCAAUAAGAAGUUCUCCAUCGAUGCAAACGCGUCCAGAUCGGUCCGCUUUGAUGACUGAUAUUUGGUGUUUUAGCUUUUUAACUCUAUUUUUCUCUGUACAAAGCGACUACUUGUAUAUAUGCCGUCCUUUUAAUCCUUAAUCUGAGAACCUGAUCUGAAGGAAUGAUGAGUAAAAAGCUGUUUUACUACAGUCUGACCCCAUGGUUGUUGUUUUUUUUGUUAAACCA
Menidia menidia (Atlantic silverside) is the source of this 1708-nucleotide messenger RNA. Lineage: Eukaryota; Metazoa; Chordata; Actinopteri; Atheriniformes; Atherinopsidae. The record is from the annotation of a GenBank genome assembly.